Molecule: messenger RNA, 1113 nt
Organism: Melampsora larici-populina 98AG31
Lineage: Eukaryota; Fungi; Basidiomycota; Pucciniomycetes; Pucciniales; Melampsoraceae
Exons: 8
Coding region: 1-927 (308 amino acids)
Source: RefSeq, a predicted model, not a curated record
AUGACGUCGUCUGAAGUGGAUUAUACGACACUGGGCUUUCAAACUAUUAAAAUCGAAAUCAAAGGUUAUAUUGCCAUCGUUUAUUUGAAUAGACCCACUUCACAUAACUCAUGGAAUGUGUUAAUGCAGGAAGAGUUAGUAAAAGUAUACGGUUUGAUAGAUGAAGAUAAUCGAAUCAAAGUAAUCAUCUUAAGUAGUAUACCAGUAGGACGACAUUUUUGUGUAGGAGCAGAUUUAUCUAACAGUGAUUUUUCAAAUCGUGGUCAAACAAAUCAGAAUGGAAAUUCAAAAUAUGAACCCGAAGAGCAUAGGGAUACUGGUGGAAAGGCUGCAUUAGCUAUUUAUCGUGUCAGGAAACUUACUAUUGCAGCUAUUAAUGGUGAUGCUGUGGGAAUCGGGAUCACGAUGGCACUUGCGUUUGAUAUUCGAAUCGUUUGGUCGGAAUCUAAAAUCGGGUUUAUCUUUGCAAAACGUGGUAUAGCACCAGAAGCAUGUAGUUCAUUCUUCUUACCAAAACUAAUUGGUUAUUCAAAAGCAUUAGAGAUCUUCCUUACAGCCGAAAUCAUACCUGCUCAUCAUGCUUCACUUAAAGAUCUUUUUUAUCAACUAGUUGAGAAUCAGAAUGAAGUUUUACCCACUGCUUUGAAUUUGGCUGAAAGGUUAUGUAAGAACAACAGUGUGAUUUCAAUGGUUGCAAUCAAACAAUUAGUUUGGCAUUCAUAUUCAACACCUGAAGAACAACAUUUAAUUGAAUCUGAAUUUUUAGUUAGAUUAGGUAAUUCACCUGACAGUAUGGAAAGUGUAAAGGCUUUUAAAGAAAAAAGGAGAACGUAUUAUCUAUCUAAAGUACCAGAUGAUUUAGUGAUUGAACCUUGGUGGAAAAAUAUUGAUGUACGUUCUCGAUCUGAGUGUAAACCAAAGCUAUAAUUCUUGAGUGUAUCAAUUUUCUGUACCUUUCAAUUUUUUGAUUGUAAUCUGUUAUAGCAAUCAUUGAUUGAUGAUGUUUUUCUUGAAAGAUUUUAAAAGUUGUUUCAGUAAGCUUGAUGGAGUAUUGUCUAUUGCUUUUUAAGGUUAUGAUGACCAAAAUGAUCAUCUAAAAAGGUUUCAAGGUUG